AAUCUAAAAAAACAAGAAAAAGAUAAAGAAAAGGAAAGAAGAAGAAGAAGCAGGAUUCACAGGUUUUCCGAUCGCGAGACUUGUGGUAAAUUUCUCUCCUCCGUCCCAACUUUGGAAAAGCAUUAUCGUAUCCACACUGGUGAGAGGCCUUACCAAUGUGAUGUUUGUGGGAAGAGCUUCAACUCGCUCAGUUCUUUCACUAAUCACACGAGAAUUCAUAAUGGAAUAAAGCCUUAUAAGUGUCACUAUUGUGAAAAAUCAUUCACGGAAACAAGCCAACGAACAACUCAUGAACGCACCCACACAGGAGAGAAACCCUAUAUGUGUGACUUGUGUGGAGGUCGAUUUUCGCUUCGGAGCUCUUUGGUGCGACAUCGUCGAAUUCACACGGGUGAGAAGCCAUAUGUUUGUAGUGAGUGCGGUGCUGCAUACUGUCAAUACACUCAGCUGUCUCACCACAAGAAAAAGUGUGGCCGACUCUCUGCCCUCCCAACCCUCACCCCACUUCUCUAUCAGAGUGACAUGGCCGAAUAUCAGGUGGAGAAAGACUCAGGUGAAGCCAAAUUAGAGAAUCAGGUAAAAACGGAAAUGGAUUCUGUUCCACCCAAAACAGCUCAGCAAAAUUUAGAGGACACAGAAGAUAGUACACAUUCAAAACUUUGCCUUCAAAAGUCAAAAACUGACUCUGAGAAUGAAUUUCAAUCUCAUCAGCUUUGUAAACCAUCAGAGAUAGAAUCAGUUAUUUCAAACCCUAGCCCAAACUUUCAACAUUUUCAUCCAUAUGUGCACCCAUUAAAUCAUGCUUUAUCUAACUUGCCACAUUUCGCCCCCCAGGAACCUGUCUCCAGAGAAGCCAUGGAGAGACUCUCAGUUCCUCAUCCAACAUGGCUGAUUAAUAAUUCAUAGUGCACAAUAUCCGUGAAGAUCUGGGUUAGAAUUGGUCUUCAGCAACCCAUGCUUAUCGAUAGAGGCAACUUAUGGGAUCGGGUAGUAGGCUUGCUUGGUUGACACAUGUCAUAGUAUCCCAAUUGCGUAUACCGAUGCUCAUGCUGUUGAUCACUGGAUUGUUUGGUGCAGAUUUGAUUAUUUACAUACUGCCACCAUAUAGCUGGAAUAUUGCUGAGUGCGGCAUUAAACAACAAACCAACCAUCCAUAGUGCACAACACUUUCAUUGUACGAUGGAAUACAAGGGGCUUGUUAAUAUUUUAAAGAUUCAGAUGACAAUAUGUGGUUUAGAGCACUUGCUUGAUUGAUAAUAAUCGUAUACUUGAUACGAUAAAAUGGAAUGCAAGUUACUUGUUAACAAGGUAAAAACUCGGGUGUUUGGUGCACAUUGUUGCUGGAUAAUUCAAUAUUGCUUCAUAAUUCAUAUUGCACAACAGUUUUGUUUUUCAAUGAUAUAUAAAAUAAAUGAAAUAUUAUUAUGGUAAAGAUGUAUGUGUGAAAGUGUGUUGUAGAGUUUAAUAUUGCUUUACGAUUAUUGCACAACAUUUUUGUUGUAAAAUGCAAUACAAAUGAAAUAUUAUCAUGGUAUAAAUACAUGUCUCAAAGUGUAAUUUACAGCUCAUAAUUGCUUUAUAAUUCAUGUUGCACAACCUUUUUGUUGUUCAAUGGAAUACAAAUGAAAUAUUAUCGUGAUCAAGAUAUAUGUGUCAAAGUGUGAUUUACGGCUCAUAAUUGCUAUAAUAAUAAUAUUGCAACACGUUUUCGUUGUUCAGUGGAAUACAAAUGAAAUGUUAUGGUAAAGAUGCAUGUGUGAUUUAGUGCUUCAGAUUUCAAUCCUCACAAACAUUAUUUUUGAACAUGUUGCAUAAAUUAUAAUUGUUUUGAGUACUUUUGGAUUGAAUUCUUGUUAGUAGAGGCUUAAAGCCUUGUGUUCUGCUCUCUGUUUUUCAUCAGAUUAAAUCCUGCUGUUCUUA
Messenger RNA from Haliotis rubra (blacklip abalone), 1920 nucleotides. RefSeq names its product zinc finger protein 8-like. Gene Ontology annotation, molecular function: RNA polymerase II cis-regulatory region sequence-specific DNA binding; DNA-binding transcription factor activity, RNA polymerase II-specific. Gene Ontology annotation, biological process: central nervous system development; regulation of transcription by RNA polymerase II. The record is from RefSeq and is a predicted model, not a curated record. Gene Ontology annotation, cellular component: nucleus. The transcript has a single exon. The annotation marks the transcript as partial. NCBI's taxonomy places the organism in Eukaryota, Metazoa, Mollusca, Gastropoda, Lepetellida, Haliotidae.